Spinacia oleracea (spinach) is the source of this 1952-nucleotide messenger RNA. RefSeq names its product putative E3 ubiquitin-protein ligase XBAT35. Gene Ontology annotation, molecular function: protein binding. The record is from RefSeq and is a predicted model, not a curated record. The transcript is spliced from 9 exons. Bases 352 to 1776 code for a protein of 474 amino acids. Lineage: Eukaryota; Viridiplantae; Streptophyta; Magnoliopsida; Caryophyllales; Amaranthaceae.
AUUACUUACACACAUACACACACAUAAAAAAAAAAAAAUAGCCCAUAUAUCCUUCAUUUCUUCUCCAUUAACUAAAGACCAAAAUAUAAAGACCAAAAUCUUCCAUGGAUCAACCCAGAAAUUCCACGAUUCCUAUUGACCUGACGCAGAUAAUUUUCUGAGUCCACACUCAUAGCCAUGCUCUAUUUCCCAGUGCCUUUCCCAAAUCCUUCAUCGUUAAGAUUGAGGGAAUUGCUAAAACCUGGGAUUUUUGUUAAUAAGAUAUUUUCUGGGUAAAAUAUAAUUCGAUUCCAAUAUUUUUCAACAAAAUAAACACAGUAGAUAGAUAGUAAUUGAAUAUUUGAAAGCAAUAUGGGUCAAAAAAUCUCAAAAGAUGAAUUGGUUUAUCAGCAAGUGAUUGGGAGUAAUAUUGAUGCAAUUAAAGCUCUUUGCACUGAAGGUGCUCGACUUGAGUGGAUUGAUAAAGAAGGGAAAACUCCAUUGAUAGUGGCUUCUAUGGAUCCUAGACUUUAUGUUGUGGCCAAGACUUUGAUUGAAUUGGGUGCAAAUGUUAAUGCGUAUCGCCCUGGGAGUCAUGCGGGUACACCUUUGCAUCAUGCUGCGAAGAGAGGUCUGGACCACACUGUUAAGUUGCUUCUCUUGCAUGGAGCUAAUCCUUUUGCGAGAAAUGAUGAUUGUCAAACACCGUUAGAUUUAGCGAGAACAAAGGGGUACUGCAAUGUUGUUCGUACAAUUGAGGCACACAUAUGCUACUUCUCUAGUGAUGUACGUGAGGUUCUGGCGGUCCCAGGCUUCCUCGGGUCUUUGGUGCCGCAACGAUUAGCAAGGAGGAGCUCAAAGAAGUGUUGGGUAGUCGUUGUUCCUUGCGGUCUCCCUAAUACAAGGGGGCCUCUGAAAUUGGAGCUGGUUGUGUAUUCUAGUGCACAGGAUCCGCAGCCUCGUACUGUCAUUCCUCUUUGGAAGUCCAACAUUGUGGGGCCAAAGUUUCACGAGUCAGACCCCACCUUGACAAUUUCCAUUGAGUCCACUGGGACCCGUUAUAAAUUUUUAUCUGAUAUUGAGGGAGACAAGCAUAAACUUGCUCAGUUAUUCAGUGCUUGUAAAGGGUUUCUUAAGGUUAUGCCUUCUUCACAACCAGAAGCUAACACAGGCAACCAGCCAGAAUUUUCAGCAGGCCCGGAUUCUCAGUCAAGUUCUGCUACAAAUGGUUGGGGUGAUCUUGACAGUAAUGCUACUCACACUGAGUGUGGUCCAUCUAGUGGCCCGCCUCCCGGUAAAGCAAGCUGCAACGGAUGGGCCGAUGAACCCGCAGCACAAGAACUAAACGGAUGGGCCAAUGAACCCGCAGCACAAGAAUUAAACGGAUGGGCCGAUGAACCCACAGCACAAGAAUUAAACGGAUGGGCUAGUGCUGCUGAUCCAGGCCCAUCCAUGCGGCCCGCAGACGGUCCUACUACAAUUGUUGCCUCAGAACCCGUCUCUUCAGCUCCAUCAGCUCCUCCCUUACCCGUGGACACCGUGGUUGACGGGCCUAUCCAUUAUCCAGCUGUCGAUGUGGGGCCCGUUGACGUGUCUGUCACCGGUACCAAAGCAACAGGUAAAAACGACGAGUCUUGUUGUGUGAUAUGUUGGGAUGGCCCGGUAGAGGGGGCUUGCAUUCCUUGUGGUCAUAUGGCUGGAUGUAUGUCUUGUUUAUCAGAGAUCAAAUCCAAGAAAGGGGUUUGCCCGGUUUGUCGGGCCAAGAUUGACCAGGUUAUCAGAUUGUAUGCUGUUUGAAAGGGGGCUUGACUAAAUAAUUUUUUGCCACUUUGUACAAUUGAAUCUUAUUGUAUAGUCAGUAAUCAUAAUGUUUCGGAAAAGAAUGCUGUAAAUAUAUUUUAAGUCAUGCUUCCUUAUCGAAGCUGGACUUCGUAGUUGUCAACAGCAAUUUGAGGAUUUACAAACUAAAUAAA